AUGCCGGCACCAUGGUGUCAUGCCCUACCCGCCAGUGGGCCCAGAAAGCAGCGCUUUUGCCCAGGGCCAUGGUCCUCUAGGCACAGGGUUCAGCCCAAGGAGGGCAGCCCUGGUUCCCAAGCCUCCUGCAGCACUGACUCUCCACUGCAGCUGGCCUGGGGUCUGCAGCUGGCCUUCUGCUUCUGGCCCUGGCUGGCCCUGGCUCACCUCUCCAGAAGCCCCCUCCCCGCCGCACAGCCCCUCCCCGCCGCAGCCCCUCCCGCACGCAGCCCCCCUCCCCGCACGCAGCCCCUCCCCCGCACGCAGCCCCUCCCGCACUGCGAAAGCAGCCCCUCCCCGCACGCAGCCCCUCCCCGCACGCAGCCCCUCCCCGCCUCCCCUCACAGCUGCAGGGGUCUGGGCUGGGAUGUGUUGGAGGCAGCUCAGGUUGAAGGCCGGGCAGCGGGCGCUUCUCCCCCAGCCUCCUGGGGCCCGGGCAUCACUGGAAGCGGCGUUUGUCCCCACUUUGUAUCAAUCGCAAAGAAAGAGCACCCAAUUGGACGAAAGGCUGCGUUCCUGGCCCAGAGGCAGAAGUUCAGCUACACUAGCAAGGGCUGUGGCCCUCCCCAUGCCCAGAUUAUGAACCUCACCCACCCUGUGGUCCCUGGAGGGUCUCACCCCACAGAAACUGAGGAUGGACUGAUCGACUUGAAGACUGAGAAGCUGGACAUGACCUGCUGUGAAGAGAGCCUCUGUAACAAGGGCGUCAAAGGGGCAGAGGCUGUGGAUGGGGGAGGCGGCACAGGGUCCUGCCUGGGCCUUACCUCCCGAGGUCCCCACAGGGGCAGAGUGGUGGGGGGCCGGUGAGGGGCAGUGCCAGGACCUGCUGCCCACCCUCCGGAGGCUCAUCCGUGGGCAGAUGCUGGGAAGCAGGGGCCGGAUGGGGCUGCGGAGAGGAGGGCGCCCAGUUCCGGGCCGGUGUGGAGACUGGGAAAUCCCCAGCGGGAGGCUCAGGUUCAGAGCCCUGAGAUGAGCCUUCCUUCCUCUCCCUCCCCUCCCCUGCAGGCUGAGGUUGGGAAGGAGGUUGAGGCUGCAAUGAGCUGCGAUUGUACCACUGCACUCUAGCCUGGGUGACAGAGGGAGACCCUAUCUCA
Messenger RNA from Chlorocebus sabaeus (green monkey), 1133 nucleotides. Lineage: Eukaryota; Metazoa; Chordata; Mammalia; Primates; Cercopithecidae. The record is from RefSeq and is a predicted model, not a curated record.